AUGGACGUGCCAAAGAAGGCCGCUCCAAAGACCAGGGCCAUCGACGAUGAGGACUACAAUGAGGAGGACGACGAAGAGGACGAAGAUAAUGAUCCAGACUGGGAUGCCAAGCCCACCCCCAAGAAGGUAGCUGCACGCAGUCGUUUAUAA
Molecule: messenger RNA, 150 nt
Organism: Acytostelium subglobosum LB1
Lineage: Eukaryota; Evosea; Eumycetozoa; Acytosteliales; Acytosteliaceae
Exons: 1
Coding region: 1-150 (49 amino acids)
Source: RefSeq, a predicted model, not a curated record